Messenger RNA from Naegleria fowleri, 1089 nucleotides. RefSeq lists its product as uncharacterized. NCBI's taxonomy places the organism in Eukaryota, Heterolobosea, Eutetramitea, Acrasida, Naegleriidae. Gene Ontology annotation, biological process: polyprenol biosynthetic process. The coding region runs from base 1 to 1089 and encodes 362 amino acids. The transcript has a single exon. Gene Ontology annotation, cellular component: endoplasmic reticulum. The record is from RefSeq and is a predicted model, not a curated record. Gene Ontology annotation, molecular function: ditrans,polycis-polyprenyl diphosphate synthase [(2E,6E)-farnesyl diphosphate specific] activity.
AUGAAAACAAUUGUUUCUUCAUCAGUAUCACCACCACCCUUCAAUGAGUAUCAUCAUCAUCAUCAUGAUGAGGCAAGGAUGGAAUUUUCCAACAUUUCGGAAAGCAAGAGGAUGAAUAAGAAAAAAGGCUUACUUCAAAUCAUGUAUUCAUUUCUCACUUACAUGUAUGAAUUAAUCAUUACAUUCAUUGUCAGGAUAUUACGGUAUGACCCAAAAACAAAUCGACUUCUUCCGAGGCAUAUUGCCUUCAUUAUGGAUGGAAAUAGACGAUGGGCCCGAGAGAAAAACAUUCCCAUAAAAGAAGGACAUCGGUCCGGAUACAAGAAACUGAAACAGUGUUUGAAUUGGUGUGAAAUGUUAGGAGUCAAGACGGUUACAGUUUAUGCAUUUUCUAUUGAUAAUUUUAAAAGAGAUAAACAUGAAGUGGACAAUAUUAUGGAUUUAAUGGAUCGGAGGUUUAAAGACAUGGUCACAAAAAAGAAAUCAUUCAUUCAUAGAUAUCGAGUCAUUUUGAGAGUUUUGGGAGAUUUUAAAUUAUUUCCAAAAUAUGUACAGGAGAGUGCUCAGAAAGCAAUUGAUUAUUCCAAGCAAGUGAAUAGCAAGUAUGGAGACGAUGCAUUGAUUUUAAAUUUAUGCUGUCCCUACACGUCAACAUUUGAAAUUGAGAAUGCAAUGACAAACUACAUUUCAGAAAAAUUGAAAAAUUCCAAUCAUGUGAAACAGCAGUCACCAUUUGCAUCACCUUUCUCUGAAACACUUGUGAUAUCGCAAUCACCAUCACCAUCAACAACAACUAGUGUUAACACUGCAACGGGCAAUUUUGAAGAUGCAGCCGCUCAGGAUUCGAGUAGUAGUCUUUUGUCCACGAUUCGAGAGGAUUUCCAACUAUUGGACAAAUAUUUUCUAACGAAAAGUGAGCCAGAUAUUGUCAUUCGUACGAGUGGAGAGAUGAGAUUAUCAGAUUUUCUGACUUGGCAAUCUGAGAAAUCCAUGAUUUACAUUUCAAGUCUUUACUGGCCUGAAUUUUCAUUUUGGCAAUUAGUUUCUGUCAUUUUCCAAUACCAACAAUAUAGAUUUAAAAAAGGUUAG